AUGAGAGGUCGCAAGAAAGAUUUCGUCGCAUGUGUUCAUUGCCGGCAGAUGAAAUUGGCGUGUGAUGGGCCGCGGAAUUUCCCGGCUGCCUGUUCCAGAUGCACCAAGGCCGGACGACUGUGUUCUGUCGAUCCAGGAUUUCGGCGUGUGAAAAAGAGAGAAAAGUUUAAAGAAGUGGAGAGAGAACUACGAGAGAUCAAGCAAUCCCUGCGAACAGGCGAUGAACACGAUCAAGAUGUCGAGGGCGCUUCUCACACAGAUACUAGCACACUGACGGCUUUGCCAUCAUCCAUCCUCCCACAGCCCGAGGCUUUGGAAACUGCUCCUACAGGCAGGACUAUAGGAGGAAUACACCUUUUACCAAAUUUACAACAGGAUCUCAUAACCGAAUUCUAUGAAGACUAUCACCCAUUCUGUCCGAUCCUACCGCAUCCUAGGGCCUUUCUAGGGUAUGCCGAGUUAUGUCCCCUUCUUCUCUACAUAGUCCUCGUUACCGCUUUACGUGGGAAGCCAGAGCACAAUGAGUUGUUCUUGGCACUCGUCGACACGGUUCGCACCAUGUCCUACGAGCUGAUGAGGCCGGAAUUCGUCUCACUUCAGACGAUGCAAGCCUUCUUGCUAUUGUGCUACUGGCCUCUGCCCUACUCCAAGAGAAUCGACGAUCCAACGCAUUCAUUCAUAGCACUGGCAACUCAUAUUGGAUACAGUCUAGGAAUGCAUAGAGCGCCUCGUUAUGCAAAAGACUUUGACAAUAAAUUGUCGGUAGAUGGAAACAUGGAGGUUUGCCGGCGAAUAACUUGGGUGGUUUGCUUUAUCACAAACGUGAGUGCCACAAGUCAACUCGGGCUUCCAACGAGUAUUCGGCUAGAUCGAGGUCUGUUGGAAAUACUCGCAGCAAAACCUACCUGGCUUCCCGAGACCCUGUUUUACCAGCUACAUGUUUCUCGCCAAGCCUUUAAUAUGAACUUGACUUUUGAAGACUUUGAACAUUUUCUUAAAGACAAUCCAGCGGACUCUAGCCCAAUUAUCCGCGCUUUUGAUAUGGAGAUGCGGAGCCUGGAAUCUCGGUUUUCCCUAUCAUGGUCGCCAGGCGACUAUAUCUUUUUUUUAGGGUGUCGAAUGAUGCUAUACACAAUUGCACUUACCAUGGUGUCUGAUACCCUGGAAGAAAGCAACGUUGUCUCUACUACGAUCGAGUCUCCUUGUUACUGGGUGGUCCAGACCUACAUUACCGCAAUCAGCACCAUCAGGACUGCAGUCUCGAUACAAGACACGAUAUUCAAUUCUCCGGUUCGCAUGCAUAAGCUUUUGAUAAAUGCAAUUUGCUAUCUGGUUUUGCUUAAAUGUUCGAGAUUCCAAGACCUUGUCGACAACAGUACACUUAGCAACGGGAUUCGUCAGGGGUGGGAAGUCUUACGAGGCUUGUCUAUUACCCCUAAUGAUUUCACUACCCGAGCAUGUAGUAUAUGUGAGCGACUUAGUCGGUAUAGUGAUGACUUAAAGCCAGAAGAGAGGACAAAGGGGUUAUUGGUCCUGAAGUCUAGAAUGGGCGCCAAUAUCGCGUUCAGCACAGCUUUAAGGGCAAGAGAAUGGUCGCGACAAACGCAGGGUGAUACCUCGUCAACGGAAAUAAAUGACGGCGAGGAGCCCGCAGAUGCUUUCAGUAUCGAAGACCUGAGUUUAUUUGCUGAUAUAAACUGGGAGGAUCUGUUUCCAGUCUUGGGGACUUAG
Messenger RNA from Talaromyces rugulosus, 1731 nucleotides. RefSeq lists its product as uncharacterized. Gene Ontology annotation, biological process: DNA-templated transcription; regulation of DNA-templated transcription. Gene Ontology annotation, molecular function: transcription cis-regulatory region binding; DNA-binding transcription factor activity, RNA polymerase II-specific; zinc ion binding. Lineage: Eukaryota; Fungi; Ascomycota; Eurotiomycetes; Eurotiales; Trichocomaceae. Gene Ontology annotation, cellular component: nucleus. The transcript has 5 exons. Bases 1 to 1731 code for a protein of 576 amino acids. The record is from RefSeq and is a predicted model, not a curated record.